This is a messenger RNA of Truncatella angustata, 999 nucleotides long. Its product is annotated as glycosyl hydrolase family 61-domain-containing protein. Bases 1 to 999 code for a protein of 332 amino acids. The transcript has 2 exons. NCBI's taxonomy places the organism in Eukaryota, Fungi, Ascomycota, Sordariomycetes, Amphisphaeriales, Sporocadaceae. The record is from RefSeq and is a predicted model, not a curated record.
AUGCGUUACUCAGGAGUUGCUGCUCUGGCCUUUGCCAGUGGUGUCACCGCCCACACCCGCAUGUACAGCGUCUGGGUCAACGGCGAGGAUCAGGGUGAUGGAAGAGGCACUUACAUCCGAUCUCCCCCUACCAACGACCCCAUCAAGGACAUCACCUCCGCCAACCUCGCCUGUAACGCCGCCGGCUCCACCGCUGUAGCUGACUUUGUCUCCGUCGCUGCUGGUGACGCUGUCAGCUUUGAAUGGUACCACGACUCUCGCAAUGACGACAUCAUUGCUGCUUCCCACUUGGGUCCUAUCAUCACAUACGUCGCCCCUUACACUGAUGGCAUGGAUGGUACUGGUGCCAUCUGGUCCAAGAUCAACGAGGAGGGUUACGAUGCCUCGACUAGCAAGUGGGCCGUCGAUAACUUGAUCUCGAACGGAGGAAAGAAGGACUUUACCGUCCCCUCCGGCCUUGCCGCUGGCAAGUACAUGUUCCGCCAGGAGAUCAUUGGUCUCCACGAGGCUGAUGUAGCUCACUCUGCCAACUCUGCCCGUGGUGCUCAGUUCUACCCCUCUUGUGUUCAGGUUGAGGUUACCGGCAGUGGCAGUGCUACCCCCUCCGAGAGCUUCGAGCUUCCCGGUGGCUACACCGACUCUACCCCUGGUGUCGUCUUCAACCUCUAUGGCUCUUAUUCUAGCUACGAUAUCCCCGGCCCAAGUGUCUGGGAUGGUGCCAGCGGCUCAAGCAGCGGCUCGACCACCACCGCCGCCGCCGCAUCCAGCACUGUUGCCGCUACCUCGACCAAGGCUGCUGCCGCCACCUCCGCCGCCGCCACCGCCGUCGCCACUUCGGCCGCUGUGACCACCUCGGCCGCUGUCCAGACCACCCUUGCCACCUCGACCAAGGCCGCUGCUACUUCCGCUGUCGCCACCACCUCCGCUGCUGCCCCUACCAAGAGCUGCUCCUCUAAGCGCCGUCGUGCUGCUCGCAAGGCCCGCCAGGCCCGCAAGUAA